This is a messenger RNA of Sitophilus oryzae (rice weevil), 3424 nucleotides long. Its product is annotated as 2-oxoglutarate dehydrogenase, mitochondrial-like. The transcript has 18 exons. The record is from RefSeq and is a predicted model, not a curated record. Gene Ontology annotation, cellular component: mitochondrion; oxoglutarate dehydrogenase complex. Gene Ontology annotation, molecular function: thiamine pyrophosphate binding; oxoglutarate dehydrogenase (succinyl-transferring) activity. Bases 60 to 3221 code for a protein of 1053 amino acids. Lineage: Eukaryota; Metazoa; Arthropoda; Insecta; Coleoptera; Curculionidae. Gene Ontology annotation, biological process: tricarboxylic acid cycle.
CACUGACAAGCUCUUAUAAAUUAAAAUACGCUAUAAACAAAUAUUACAACACGCAGAAAAUGGCAAUGCAAAGAUCCACCAAAAUUAAAAAAGUGCUCAACAUUUUUCAUCCAAUUUUAUCAAAUUUUCGAAAAUAUAACACAAAUUCACAUAAUAUUUAUUUACAGUCAUUUUUAAACGGUAAUUCUUCCCAAUAUCUAGAAGAUAUAUACAAUGCCUGGUUGAAAGACCCCAACAGCGUUCAUGCGUCAUGGAAUGCGUAUUUUCAAGAUGGAACAUAUUAUAGACAGAUGGCUACAACCGUAGUUCAAAGUAAAGAAAAACAGUCAGUGUCUGUCCAUAACAUAGUGUCCACUCCAGGUACUGCUGUUAGUACUAAUACUAUAGAAGAACAUUUAACUGUCCAAGCUAUCAUUAGAAGCUUCCAGUCAUUUUUAAACGGCAAUUCUUGCCAAUACCUAGAAGAUAUAUACAAUGCCUGGUUGAAAGACCCCAGCAGCGUUCAUGCGUCAUGGAAUGCGUUUUUUCAAGAUGGAACGUAUCAAAGACAGAUGGUCCCAACCGUUCAAAGCAAGGAAAGACAGUUAGUGUCUGUCCAUAACAUAAUGCCCAUACCAGGUGUGGAUGUUAGUACUAAUACUAUAGAAGAACAUUUAACUGUCCAAUCUAUCAUUAGAAGCUACCAGGUCCGUGGUCAUUUAGUGGCAAGCAUAAAUCCUCUCUAUGAUAUGUUUGACAUAAACGAUAAAACAACAAGUUUCACGGAAAAAUUUGGAAAAAACCCUCCUGAAGUCAUAAGAUAUCACAAAAUAGACAAUUCCAUGUUGAAUACAUCUUAUCAACUUCCUCAAUCAACGAGAAUAGGAGGUCAAGAAAGGUCGCUGCCUCUGAACCAAAUCAUAAAACGUCUAGAAUUAGCAUACUGUCGCCAUAUUGGAAUUGAAUAUAUGCACAUCAAUGACGUAGAACAAUGUAAUUGGAUAAGGGAAAACUUUGAAACUCCUAAUGUAGUCAUGUUGAAAAAGCCCGAAAAAAAGCUGCUACUAAAGAGACUUGCACGAGCAGUGAUGUUUGAACAAUUUCUACAUAAAAAAUGGCCUAGUGAAAAAAGAUUCGGUCUUGAGGGUUGCGAAGUUGCGAUAGCGUGCCUCAAAAUGAUUAUUGAUACCCUCUCACAGUUAGAUGCCGAAAUGUUUGUAUUUGGAAUGGCUCAUCGGGGAAGACUGAACGUGUUGGCUAACGUUUGCAGAAAACCUCUGGACAAAUUAUUUGCACAAUUUCAUGGACUAGUACCGGAAGACGAAGGUUCCGGUGAUGUAAAAUAUCAUCUUGGAGUUUAUACUGAAAGGAAAAACAAGAUAACAAACAAAGACAUAAAGAUAGUAUUACUAGCGAAUCCAUCACAUCUGGAGACAGUAGAUCCCGUUUGUGAAGGAAGAGUCCGUGCUGAACAGUUUUAUCUUAAGGACACUGAACGAAAAAAGGUUAUUCCAAUUCUUAUGCAUGGAGAUGCUUCCUUCUGCGGGGAAGGGAUAUGCUACGAAACCAUUCAUCUUUCCGAUCUACCUAAUUACAGAACUGGAGGAACCAUACACGUAGUCGUUAACAAUCAAAUAGGAUUUACUACUGAUCCAAGAUUCUCCCGGUCAUCUCCUUACGCUACAGAUGUAGCUAGAGUUGUCAAUGCACCCAUAUUCCACGUAAAUGGCGACGACCCAGAGAGCGCAGUAUAUGUUAGCAAAAUGGCAGCGAUAUGGAGGAACAAGUUCAAAAAAGAUGUUGUAAUUGAUAUUGUUGGCUACCGAAAAUACGGGCACAAUGAAUUGGACGAACCCAUGUUUACUCAGCCUAUAAUGUACACCAAAAUCAAAUCAAUGAAGAAUGUUUGGCAAAAGUACUGCGAUGUUGCAAUAGCUGAGGGAAUCACGACAGAUACAGAAAUUAACGAUUAUAAACAUCAAUACGAAAAAAUUUGCGAGGAAGAUUUUAAUAGGGCCUCUCAAGAAACAACGGUCAGAUUCAGUGACUGGAUAGACUCGCCGUGGAAUAACUUCUUCGAAAAUAAAGAUAAAACCAAAUGCGAACCAACAGGAGUAAGUGAAGACGUACUAAAACAUAUCGGUAUGAAGUUUGCCAGUCCUCCGCCAGACGGUUUUGUAAUUCAUAGAGUUGUGAAGAGAAUAUUGAAACAUAGAAUGGAUAUGGUAACGCACCAAAAGUGUGAUUGGGCAAUAGGAGAAGCAAUGACUUUUGGAAGCUUACUAAAAGAGGGUGUGCACGUAAGAUUAUCUGGUCAAGAUGUUGAGAGAGGAACAUUCUCACAUAGACAUCAUGUAUUGCAUCAUCAAACCCAGGACAAGACUCGAUACACGUAUUUUCAAGAUUUGUAUCCUGACCAGGCACCUUAUACCGUAUGCAACAGUUCGAUCUCUGAAUAUGGCGUUCUCGGAUUUGAACACGGAUACUCUAUGGCUAGCCCCAAUUCUUUGGUACUAUGGGAAGGUCAGUUUGGGGAUUUUUCAAAUAACGCACAGGCUAUGUUCGAUACCAUGAUUGCCAGUGGACAAAGUAAAUGGAUACGUCAAUGUGGAAUGGUAUGUUUGUUGCCACAUGGACUUGAAGGUCAAGGUCCUGAACAUUCCAGUGCCAGGAUCGAACGAUUUCUUGAAUUGUGUGCUGACGAUUCCGAUUACCUCCCACCAGAUUUUUCAAAUUUAGCUCUAAAUCAACUUAAUGAUAUUAAUUGGAUCGUAGCUAAUUGCACAACACCGGCAAAUUUAUUUCACAUCCUCCGCAGGCAAAUUAAACUGCCCUUUAGAAAACCGCUGAUUCUCUUUACUCCCAAAAGUCUAUUGCGACAUUCAGAAGCUAAGAGCGAUUUUAGUGAAAUGACUGAAGGUACGGAAUUCCAGAGAUUAAUUCCUUCGAAAGGACGGGUGACCGAAGAUCCAAAUAUUGUAAAACAACUGGUAUUUUGUUCAGGAAAAGUAUAUUACGACUUCAUAAAAGAAAUUGAGAAGAGAAAACUGGAUGACAAAAUAGCUGUGGCUCGUGUUGAACAAAUGUGUCCAUUUCCCUAUGACCUGGUAACAAAAGAAUGUGAAAAAUAUAAAAAUGCUAAGAUCGUGUGGGGACAAGAAGAGCAUAAAAAUUCAGGUUGUUGGACGUAUAUGCUACCAAGAUUCGAGACAGCCCUCAAAGGACUAAGAGCAAUCACGUGAGUGAGAAAGUACGUAGGAAGACCACCGUCAGCCAGUACUGCUUCGGGGAACAAAAUCCAAUAUCAAAAUGAAUAUGAAAAUUUAAUGAAUGACAUCACUAAGUGUUGCGAAUAGAGAAAAUUGUGUAAAUGUGAUAAACUAUUGUUGAAGUUCUGUAAAUUGUAUAUUUUUCGCAAAUUCUAAAUAUAUACUUUUUUCUACAA